GCAAAAUGGUCACAAUGGAGUCAUCGUACAAUCGGCCGAGAAAAAAAGCCAGUGGAGCGACAGGACCUGGUAUCAGAAGUACGAGUACUUGAAAUCGCACAUAACCGUGGAGCCCAUGUUAGCCUGUUACAUAAUGCCCAGUUGCCUUGCGGGACUGGCCACGCAAAAUCUUAAUUUAGAGAAAGCAUGCAGAGUCAACCUGCAGUACGAGAAGCACAUUUGCGAUGCACUCUCAUCUAGGCAAACUGCAAACUAUACCAGCGAAGAACAAGCUGUGCAGCAACUUGUCGCCGGAAUGGCAGGUUGGAAAACAGUGCUGCAGAGCGCGCUCCCUUGCCUUCUAAUUCUGUUUCUUGGAGCUUGGAGCGAUCGUGUUGGACGUCGGAAACCUUGCAUGCUGCUGCCAAUAGUCGGCGAAUUGCUGACAAGCGUCAGUUUAAUUAUAUGUACAUACUUUUUUGAUGAGCUGCCUAUGGAGGUAGCUGGUGUAGCAGAAGCGCUUUUUCCUGGACUAACAGGUGGCUGGUUCACCAUGUUCAUGGGAAUAUUCAGUUACAUAGCAGAUGUUACGACUGAAGAGACGAGAACUCUUCGAAUUGGAGUUGUGAAUUUAUUCUGUUCCCUUGGUAUUCCAUUGGGCAUGGCAUUAAGUGGCAUAUUAUUGAAAAAAAUCGGGUUCUAUGGAGUAUUUUCUGUGUCUGCAGUAAUGUACAUGAUUGCAUUUUGCUAUGGAUACUUUGGUAUCGAAGAAAGCAAUAAAAUAAAAGUGGAUAAGGACAUUAAAGAAGACGAAAGGAUGUGUUCAUCUUUGCGGAAUUUCUUCGACUUUAAUCACGUAACAGAUACAUUCCGAGUUGCAUUUAAAAAAACUGAAGGUAAUAGAAGAACGCGCGUAAUAAUGUUGAUGGUCGUCGUCAUGGUAGUCAUUGGUCCAAUGCACGGCGAAAUCGCCGUGAUGUACCUAUUCACACGAUAUCGUUUCAAUUGGAACGAAGUGGAUUUCAGUAUUUUCCAAACAUACAGUAUGGUAACAAACUUAAUAGGCACGCUAUUUUCUGUGGGCGUUUUUAGUCACAUACUGAAAAUAGAUGAUGCAUUGAUAGGCGUCUUGUCGACCAUGAGCAAGAUCUUAUCUGGCUUCUUGUAUGCAUUCGCCGUUACUAAGUGGCAAAUUUAUUUAGCACCUAUCAUAGAAAUUUUGAAUGGCACAUCUUUCAUAGCGAUGAGAUCCAUUGCAUCAAAGCUAGUACCAAGUGAUGAAUUAGGUAAAGUUAAUUCUUUGUUUGGGGUUUGUGAAGCUAUGAUGCCACUGGUGUACGCGCCUAUUUACACAUCGCUUUAUGCAGCUACGAUUUAUACUCUUCCAGGAGCCUUUUUCUUGCUGGGCGGAUUCCUUACAGCACCCGCAGUUGCAAUAUUCUUAUGGAUGUAUACAGUUCAUAGAAAAGAAAGAAAACAACAAGCUGAAGCAAAUGCAACACGAGAUACAUCAAAUACAACCAUACCUAAUGGUGUUGAUAAUACCGCCUUCGUUAACGAAGAAAACACCCAUAACAAACAGACAGCUACCUUGUGAAAAAAGCGACGUAUAAAAUGCAUUGUUUUCAAGUGCGUGAAACAUCAAAUCUUGCCAAAUAAUGAACAUCACACCGAAAACUAUAAUUCCGUCCCAUUAUAGACUUAACUUGCAAAAUUAUUAAAAGUGCUUCGAAAUUCAAAAAAGUAGUUAAAUGGUUUUAACAUCGAAAAGAAUUGUGCUUUUUUGGAAUGCAGCAAUAAUAGCAUUAAGUGUAUCACUACA
Molecule: messenger RNA, 1801 nt
Organism: Ctenocephalides felis (cat flea)
Lineage: Eukaryota; Metazoa; Arthropoda; Insecta; Siphonaptera; Pulicidae
Product: proton-coupled folate transporter-like
Exons: 9
Coding region: 116-1576 (486 amino acids)
Biological process (GO): transmembrane transport
Cellular component (GO): membrane
Molecular function (GO): transmembrane transporter activity
Source: RefSeq, a predicted model, not a curated record